This is a messenger RNA of Quercus robur (English oak), 2355 nucleotides long. RefSeq names its product O-fucosyltransferase 20. The record is from RefSeq and is a predicted model, not a curated record. Gene Ontology annotation, cellular component: cytoplasm. NCBI's taxonomy places the organism in Eukaryota, Viridiplantae, Streptophyta, Magnoliopsida, Fagales, Fagaceae. The transcript is spliced from 6 exons. Bases 228 to 1934 code for a protein of 568 amino acids.
GUCCAAAACACACGCAUUAUAGUCUCCAAAAACGCGUAUGGAUUCAGUGUGUUUAUCUCUGUCGUUCCCGCCGUCUCUCUCUCUCUCUUCAUAACUCUCUCUCUCUCUCUCUAUCUCUAAAAACUCAGAGAGGAAGCAAAACCCAGCAAGCAAAAACAGAGUAUUUUUGAAAGAACAAGUUGAACCAGAAGAAAAAGAAAGAGUCUUUGUUGCUCUCUCAUUCUAUAAUGGCAAAGUCAAAGUGCAGCAGCAACAGGAAGGUCUCUUACAUUUCAGUCCCAUCACAGAUAAUCAACUCUUUGUCAGCCACUUCUCUUCAAUCCCUCCUUCUCUCACCCAAGAAGUCCUCCAAGCAACACUUGAGGUUCUUCAGCUACAAAAGCCCAAGGCUAUGGUUUUUCCUUCUCUUUCUCUUUGGCUUCAUUGGCAUGUUGAAGCUGGGCUACAAUCUAGACCCUGUGAUCCCAUUUCAUCCAUAUCCAUGUGCUACAAAUGAAGCAAAGGACUUAAAAUCAAAUGGGUAUUCAAAGCCUGAGCUGGCUGUUGCAUCUGGAGGAAAUGUUGAGAAAGUUGAGAUUUUGAAUGGUAUUAGUGAAUCUCAGCCGUUGAUUUCAAAUAGGUCUGCAAAAUCUGAGGUGGGUAUUGGUCCAGACAGUGAGAGUGAGUUUUGGAAGCAGCCAGAUGGGUUGGGGUACAAGCCUUGCUUGGUGUUCAGCAGGGAUUAUAGAAGAGCAAGUGAGGGGCUUGUGAAGGACAGGUCAAAGUAUCUAAUGGUGGUGGUUUCUGGUGGGAUGAAUCAGCAGAGGAAUCAGAUAGUGGAUGCUGUGGUCAUUGCUAGGAUUCUUGGGGCUGCUUUGGUUGUUCCCAUCUUGCAAGUCAAUAUCAUUUGGGGUGAUGAAAGUGAAUUUUCUGAUAUAUUUGAUUUGGAGCACUUCAAGAGAGUUCUUGCUGAUGAUGUGCGAAUUUUAUCGGCAUUGCCAUCAACACAUCUGAUGACAAAGCCGGUCGAGAGUAGUCCUCUACCUCAUGCCACACCACAAUGGAUCCGUGGACAUUAUCUCAGACGGUUUAACAGAGAAGGGGUUCUGCUGUUACGUAGCUUGGAUUCAAGGCUUACUAAGGAUCUUCCUUCUGAUCUGCAGAAGCUUAAAUGCAAGGUUGCUUUUCAUGCAUUGAGGUUUGCCCCACCAAUUUUGGAACUUGGUAACAAGCUCGCAGAGAGGAUGCGAAGCAAGGGACCCUACCUUGCUCUUCAUUUAAGGAUGGAGAAAGAUGUAUGGGUUAGAACUGGUUGCCUUCCUGGUUUGAGCCAUGAGUACGAUGAGAUAGUGAACAAUGAAAGGAAACAACGUCCAGAGCUCCUAACUGCAAAAUCAAAAAUGACCUACCAUGAGCGGAAGCUUGCAGGUCUCUGCCCCUUGAAUGCCUUGGAGGUAACCAGGCUGCUUAAAGCUCUUGGAGCCCCAAAAAAUGCAAGGAUAUACUGGGCUGGAGGGCAGCCAUUGGGUGGGAAAGAAGCCUUGCUACCAUUAACCCAAGAGUUUCCUUAUUUUUAUAAUAAGGAAGACCUUGCCUUGCCUGGUGAACUAGAACCAUUUGCAAAUCGGGCAUCUCUUAUGGCUGCCAUUGAUUAUAUAGUCUCAGAGAACAGUGAUGUUUUCAUGCCAUCUCAUGGAGGGAACAUGGGCCAUGCCAUCCAGGGACACCGGGCCUUUGCAGGACACAAGAAGCAUAUAACCCCAAACAAAAGACAGAUGCCCACUUACUUUUUGAACUCUUCUUUACCAGAAGCAGAAUUCAACAGCAUCAUAAAGGAAUUACACAAUGAAUCCUUAGGGCAGCCAGAGCUCAGGACUAAUAAAGCGGGAAGGGAUGUUACGAAGUAUCCUGUCCCUGAGUGUAUGUGCAAUGAUUCACAUACUCAUACCAACUAGUGAUUUCAUGCAGAAUGCUUCCACAUGAUUACACUGCAACCAAUCCCUUCAUCGAAAGAUCAAAACUUUUUGGAAAAUCUAUUGAAUUUGAGCCCUCUGAAAACCAGCUGUGACGCCUUUUGGGGCAACAAUGGUUUGUUGGAGCGCUAUAUUUGAAGAAAAACUUAAGUUGGCACAGUUGGCAACUACACUCACAAUGAUUCCUGCAUUGAGAUUUUGAGGCAAGAUACAUGGCCAAGUAUGACAAAAACAGUAUAUGAUACCGUAUCAUUUUUUGAUUCUUUACAGGAAGAGUUCUUUUAGGAUAUAUAACAUUUCAUUCUUUGUAUUAUAUCUAUGUAUUAUAGAUCCAUACGUGUAAAUCUGUAUAAAUAGCCAUACAAGCACUUCUAAUAAUAAUUUAUUACAUCUAUCUUUGCAA